This is a messenger RNA of Drosophila innubila, 5658 nucleotides long. Its product is annotated as spatacsin. Gene Ontology annotation, cellular component: synapse; dendrite; cytoplasm. Gene Ontology annotation, biological process: synaptic vesicle transport; axo-dendritic transport; axon extension. The transcript is spliced from 5 exons. Lineage: Eukaryota; Metazoa; Arthropoda; Insecta; Diptera; Drosophilidae. The record is from RefSeq and is a predicted model, not a curated record. Bases 87 to 5549 code for a protein of 1820 amino acids.
GACAAAGAAAACAAAGUGCAACUUGUUGAGAAAAUGUGAAAAGCGAAUAAAAACACGCCCAUUCCACGUAGACACUGCAUACCGCAAUGCAUUCCGACAAGGCACGCAAUAAGAUAUUCAAAAGCUGGUCCGGGAUCAGCGAGGUGUCCAUCAUCAAGGAGGUGGCCACCAAAGGCGAGCACAUCGAUCUGUGCAUGGAAUAUUGGGCUGGCAAGCAAAAGAUUCCCAUAUCCGAGUAUCGUCACUAUUUCUAUGAUGUGGUCCAUGCCUAUGUGCGACGUCUGCUCUCCGAGAGACUCGUCUGCAAGGCGGACAAUGUGCUCCACAAUGUGGACAGAGAUGUCAAGUGUUUCUUCUAUCAAUACGCCUGUGAGUGCAAUGAUGCGGAUCUCAGUGAAUUUGUGCUCGAUCAUCUGCGCUGCCGAGAUCCGCAGCUCUUUAAGCAGGAGCAGACAGUGCUGGAGUAUUACUGGUCCUUGGUGCAGCAGUUCCGCGAAUGCAGCGAUCUCUUAACCAGACGAAAGGCGCUACUGCCACGUGUGCACAUCGAGGCGCUGAUGACGCUGCCGGUGCAAACACUCCAGCUGCUGCUGGUGGAACUCUACUUUGCCAAUGACAACGAAUCUCUGCUGCCGGAGCUCAAGAAGCAGCUGGUCUGGCAGCAUCUGGUGGACACUGGACAACUGGGCAGACUGCGUCGCUGGUUCUGGUGUCAGGAUGCAACGGCAACCGCAAACACAACAACUGUCUUAUUGCCACUGGAACAGGCCUAUGUGGCUUGGAAAAUCGAACCCGUCAUGUUUGAAUAUGCUCUGGAACACUUGGAGCAACCAUGUGAACCACUGCGUAAUUACUUUGCACGUGCCGGCUACUUCUUUGCCACUGAAUCCUCGAACGUGUCCACGGUGCUGCGGCGCCUGUCCACCAUGCAGUGCCUGGAGCAGCACAAGGAGCUGAUUAGACGUCUGCCUCUGGCUCGCCACUUACUGGAACGUGGCUAUUACUCCUUGCUGCUGCUGGAUUGUGUGCCAAUCUCCGCGCUGGAGCAGCUGGCAGGCGAGAAUGAGCCGCUGGUGACGCUGCUCAUUGAUCUCAAGACACAUGAUCUGACGGAGCGUGAAGGAUUCGAAUUGAUGUCCCAGAGUGUCCAGAGCUACUUGGAGCGCACACACAACGGGGCGGAGUCGCUGCAGGAGCAGCCGCUGCUCACAUUCUUCGACUUUCUCUGCCAUGAGCCGAGUGUGCAGGCACUCGAGGGUUUCCUCUCCUCCAGCAAUCUGAGUCGGGUUCCCUACUUGAAGUCCCUGAUGACACGCUUCGAGCGCCACGGGUCCAACAGUUCACCAGCCUUGCCCACGGCCCACGAACUCUUCUACAAGUUCAAGCAGGUCAAUCUGGAUGCGCUGGCUGCACUGAAUCAGGGCGAGAUGGUUAGCUUCUCGAAUCCACGUCUGAGUCAGCGCUAUGCGAGGAAGGCGCAAUUGAACUACACGCAUUAUUUGAAGCAACAUCGCAGUGCGUAUGCGGUGUAUUAUUUUCUAAUGGAGCAACUGCAGCUUUAUGGCCAGAUUACACGCACUCAGCUGUUCCAUGCCUGCGAGACGGCCACACAGCUGGCGUUGCAGCAUGCCGGCGACGUGGAUCUGGUCACACACUGUGUGGCAUGCUGUGAAAUGUUGGAUUUCGAUACACAAACGUUGCGGAGUUUCCUGCACUUGCAACGUCGCUUGCCGGCACCACGAACGGGCAGCACACACUCGGAGCAACUGCAGCAUUGGGAUCGAGCGAUCGUCCAGCAGCUGCAGGAUGCGCCCGCACAGUUUCCAUUGGAAUCCUAUACGGCACUGAUGCGUCUGGCAUCGCGGAAUCUGCAGGGCAAGUGGCCGUCGGCAAUGUUGCAACACUUUGCCGCCAGCAACGAUUGGUGGCAGCUGCUCUUGAUCUUCCAGUACUUUGAUCUGCCGCUCAGCGAGCUGCAUCAACUGUUGCCACAUUUCAAGUGUCGAGCUCUGGGCGUGCACCUGUUGCGUGCUCUCAGCUACGAUUCCAGCCACGAGCGGCAACAUAAACGUGCCGCAAAUCGACAGACGCGUCGCAGCGAUGGACAGACCAAUUCCUCGCAAGAAACAAUGACAAACUCAUCGCACAGCUCCGGCUUGGAUGCGAAUCUGCAGCAGUUGCAGCGAGAUUCCGGCCAAUCCAUGUGCAGUCUUCUCACCCACAAUGCCCAGCAGGAUGUCUUUGCCAUUGUCCUCUGCAGCAGCAACAAUUUGCCCGACGAGUGCAUCGGCAACACAUCCAGAUUUGUGGAGCUUAUGCAGAGCAGCUCCCAGCAAUGCACCAGCAUCAAUUUAUUGAAGCACUGCGUCCGUCAUCAGAUGCCUGUACUGGCUGUCCUGGCAGCGACACUCAGCGAGCUAAAUCGCGACUGGUGUUGGCUUGUCUGGUUCGCCGUGGCCAGCGGCCAGUGGACGCAGCUGCUCCAGGAGGCAACCAGGUCAAAGGAACAGCAAUCCGAGUAUGUUUGGACACUAAUACGUGGCGUUGUCAAGGAUGGACAAGUGAAUGCACUACUCCACAGUUUUUGCAUCUUUCAACCGGACUGCAAAUUUGUGCAUCUCUGUCGCUUCCUGCAGUUGACUGCUCAGCAGCAGGACUUUAGCGAUGCCACCAUUGUGGAGCUGCGUCAUUUCUUUUGCAGCUGGAGUCAGGAGGCAGUGCAUCUGCCGCUGUGCGCUCCGCUGGGUCGCAAGCAGUUGAUGCAACGCUGCAUUGGAUUGCUCCUGAUGCAGCUGCAAUCCAACUUUGACUGUGCCCUGCAACAGCAGAAGUUCCUCGAGUGCAUUUGUCGCUCGGAUGUGGGUGACAUUUGUGAUCUGUUGGACUUUUGUCUGUUGCACAAGAUCUUUGGCGUGGCAGCUCCUUGGAUACGCCAGCUGGGCAUUGACUAUGAGCAGCUGGUGCGGCGGGACAGUGUCGAGUACAAGCGACUGGUGGAUGCCCUGACGGAGGCCAAGGCUUACGAGGAGGCACUGCAGCUGGCGACGUUACUGCAACUCCCGCUGGCGGACAUUGUCUAUGCCAAGUGGCUGGCCGAGUUGGAGGCUGGACAACUGCAUCGGCAUGAGGAGUACGAGCGGGAGAUUGAACAGCACGCUCUGCCGCCGGCAAUCCUCGUCAACUUCUUGCUCCAAGCUGGUGCCCAGCAGCCGGAGAGUAAUCUGCGUCGUCGCUAUGAGCUGCUCCAGAGUGCGCUGGGUGUGAUCAAGCAGCAUCAUCUGUUUCCCAACGAAUGCUUCGAUCGGGAUCAGAUUGAGUACGACAUGGUCAUGUGCUAUUUGCAGUUGGAACCGGAGACGGAGCCGGAACAGUCAACGCCUGUUCCCAUCUAUCAUUCCGAGUACUUUGAGCAAAUCAUGCAGCAGGAGCGUUGUGUCCUGUACAAAUCCUUCUCCGAGCUAAAGGAGCUGGCGGGCAUUGAUGAUCUCAGCAUUGCCAACAAGUCCAAGCUGACGCCAGAGAUGGAGCAACGUCUGAAUGGAUUGCUGAAUCUGCUGCUGGAUGAGGGCGACAUUGUGGAGGCACUGCGUCUGCAGGAACUGUUUGAGUUUCGGCCCAAUGACUUGCGCUUCAUUGUCUUUGCCAUGGCUCUGGCCGAGGGCAUGACCAGCAUUGUCAAUCUGUCCAGCAAGGAGCGUCAACUGCUCAGUGAUAUUGAGAAGAGCGCAUUCCCAAAGUUUAACAGAUUGACUCUCAAUCAGAAUCCCUUGGGCAGAUGCAGCAGCGACAUGUCCGGCAGCUGUUCCACGCUCGAGUUUGAGGAAAUCCCCUCCAAGGAGAAGCAACAAACGCUGGAAACGCUGCUGGGCAUUGGCUCCAAGCUUAAACAUGGCGUCGAGCUGGGCAGACGCAUUGUGCUGGCCUAUCGUGCCGCCAUGUACCUGGACAAGGAGUAUCUGGAUGUGCUGCGCACCAAGGAUGCCAGUGUGCUGCUCAAGAGCGCCGCCGAGGAGGAGUGCCUGCAGCGUUUGUUGGUCGUCAGUGACAUUCACAUUUCCACUCGUCUCACCCCGAAAGAGAUUGCCGAGUCCUUGGCCCUGGAGCUGACCACGUGCAUUGUGCGUCCACGAUUCUACAUAUUCCAUGCCAGCCAACAGCCACGCAAUGCACCACGAAACGCUGAUCUUUGGGGACACAAUAUCGACCGGGAUUUCCAUCUGUUUCUGGAGUUGACGCCCAACACAACGAUGGUGGGCAACUGCCUGCUGGAGUACUGUGAUGCUCUGAAGGCCUAUCGUCGCUACCAGGACAAGAAACCCUAUGAAUCGAGCGAUGCCUUCGAGCGUCUCUCCGGGAUUAUAACGCUCUACGGGCUGCCCAGCAACAGCAACAACAGCAGCAGCACCAAUGUUGCCAGUUCCCAAGCGAUUCCUCAGGUGUUGUCCCAUAAGAAACAGAAUCAAAUCUAUGUGGAGCUGCUGAUCAAGGCGAAUCUUUGCUUUGUACACGAGUGCUCCAUGGAGGGCAUUGCCAGUGUGCUGGAACGGGCCAAGCAGCUCAAUGGACAGCUGGCCAAGGCCAAAUCCUGGUCACUGAUUGUCCGACUGCUCAUUGGGAUUGCGAGAUAUCGGGAGAUGUUUUACUGCUUCGAUUCGCUCAUUGAGAACGAACAGUUUGAAUCGCUUUUAGGUCAAUUCGAUGAUGACCAGAAGAGUGGACUGCGACAGGCGAUACUUGGUUAUCUGCGAGAGUAUAAUCCCAAGAAUGGCAAGGAGCUGCUGCGUCUGGCCGCCCAUCACUUUCUCAUGUACAAGGAGUUGGCGGAAAUGUGGUCAGGAGAGGCACAGGAUGUCCUGGAUACAGUGAUCUCAGCUGCUGUCGAGUCUGGCAAGCUCAAGUGCUCCCAGAUGCUGCAAACUUCAUUGCAACAGGUGCUGGAGAACUACACACAUGCCACCGAAAAUUAUCUGCUGGAUAACAAAUUAAUCCUUGCCCAGCAGAGCGUCGCUCGAGCUGAACUGGUGGCCAUGCAACUGGAUCUGUGCAACAAGGCGCUGGAGAAGCGAGGAGGAGCUGGUGGCAGCCACAAUUCGCCAUCCCUCUGUGUCAGCGUCAUUGGCGUACAAACACGUGAACAGUUCCGCGAGCUGGUCAACUAUCAAUUGAGUGUGCCACAAACUUUGAUACUGAGUCGCGCCUAUGGAUACGAUGUCAGCUGGAGUGAAGCCCUCCUCACACAAUUUGUGGUGCUCCAGAGACGCAAUUAUCUGCUUGAGUACCGCUGUCAUCAGCGGAUCAAUGAUAAUGUCAUCGAGCAGGUUGUUAAGGGUUAUAUACUUUACACACAGAGUAAUGCACCCACUGGCCAGCAGCAGGAGUCUCUGGGUCAACUGGUGGAGCAUAUUCGAUCCGUCACGCUGAAAUACAAAUUGGCUUCGAUUUUGGGUCUGAAAAUGAUUGUGAUGUCGCUUAUCAACGAUCAAACCGUGCAUUAUUUACGCGAUACGAACUAUGGUCGAAACGAGCCUCACAAUGUGCCAAAUAUGUGACACACAUUAUGUGAUUUUAAUGAUUUAAUCUAUAUUAUAUAUGUACUGAUUGUAAUGCCAAAUGUGUUUAACAAAAUAUACAAAUAUAUCUUAAGAAAUUGCGCGCAAA